ACGAUAUAAGCGCCUCCGCACUAGGGUUUCCUUCUCUUCCUACAAAGCCCUCGCCGCCGCCGCCGGCCCACACCACGCUCUAAACGUCUCAACCCCCCCCUCCCUCCCCUCCCCCGCCGUCGACCCCCCAGAUCCCCCGCCUCCAUGUCGACGGAGAAGAAGCAGCUGAACCCCAUGCGGGAGAUCAAGGUGCAAAAGCUCGUCCUCAACAUCUCCGUCGGCGAGAGCGGAGAUCGCCUCACCCGCGCCUCCAAGGUGCUGGAGCAGCUGAGUGGACAAUCACCCGUGUUCUCCAAGGCGAGGUACACUGUGAGGUCGUUCGGUAUCAGGCGUAAUGAGAAGAUUGCGUGCUACGUUACAGUCAGGGGUGAGAAGGCGAUGCAGCUGCUGGAGAGUGGCCUGAAGGUGAAGGAGUAUGAGCUUCUGAGGAGGAACUUCAGUGACACCGGGUGCUUUGGGUUUGGUAUCCAGGAGCACAUUGACCUUGGCAUGAAGUAUGACCCAUCUACUGGUAUCUAUGGUAUGGACUUCUACGUUGUUCUUGAGCGUGCUGGCUACCGUGUUUCCCGCCGCCGCAGAUGCAAGGCCCGCGUUGGGAUCCACCAGAGGGUCACCAAGGAGGACGCCAUGAAGUGGUUCCAGGUCAAAUACGAGGGUGUCAUCCUCAACAAGUCCCAUGCGAGCUAAGAAGAACACCAAGUUGAUUAAACUAGUGUUGAUGCUGGAUUUGUAUGUUUCUUAGAAACCAAAAUGCUUUGUCAGUUUUGCCUGUACUGAAGUUGGAUAUUUUCGGGUGGUCUGCACUUUCGUCUAAAAUGCUCACUUGUGUUUUAUCCUUGCAAGAAUAGAGAUAUAUGUUUGGCAUAUGGGAUAA
Molecule: messenger RNA, 874 nt
Organism: Brachypodium distachyon (stiff brome)
Lineage: Eukaryota; Viridiplantae; Streptophyta; Magnoliopsida; Poales; Poaceae
Product: 60S ribosomal protein L11
Exons: 5
Coding region: 145-687 (180 amino acids)
Biological process (GO): translation
Cellular component (GO): cytosolic large ribosomal subunit; ribosome
Molecular function (GO): structural constituent of ribosome; RNA binding
Source: RefSeq, a predicted model, not a curated record